AUGUCCAAAAGAACAUUGCUGACAUAUUAUUCAAGUUCAAGCAAUGCCAAUACUAGUAAUACUGAUGAGGGCACAACUCAACCAAAGAAGUCUAAAGUGGAGUUUCGUUUCUCGGAUAUAGUAGGUGAUCUAGGGAAUCGCAAACCAAUUGAUCACUAUGCAUUUGAAAUUAGAGAUCAAGUAAAGAGGGCAUAUGCUUUGAGUGGUCCAACUCAACCGGUUAAUCAUACAUUUCCUCGUAGAUGGCAAAGUGGUGAAUGGAGAUCCUUUCAAAAAAUCUGGUUUGAGAAGCAUGAUUGGCUAGAGUAUAGUGUCUCAAAGGAUGCAGCCUUUUGCUUGUAUUGUUAUCUUUUCUUUGAGCCAGGAAAGCCUGAAAAAUUUGGGAGUGAUGUAUUUGCAAAGUCUGGUUAUGUCAAUUGGAAGAAGGCUUUGCAUACUUUUGAGAGACACGGUAAUUGCAAAACUCAUAACAAUGCAAGGCUGAAGUGUGACGACUUUAUGAACCAAAGAACAAGUGUUACUCACAAAUUUAUUAAUACCAGCAAGGAAGAUGAAAUUCGUUACAAGAUUCGCUUGACUUCUUCUUUAGAUGUUGCAAGAUAUCUCAUUGAGCAAGGUGAUGCUUUCCGUGGACAUGAUGAGUCUAAUACUUCUAUCAAUAAGGGUAAAUUUAGAGAGAUGAUUGACUGGUACAAAAACAAGAAGAAGAAGGUUAAGGAUGCAUAUGAGAAAGGUUCUACACGGUGUCAAAUGAUAUCUCAUCAUAUUCAGAAGAACCUUACAAAAGCUUGUGCACGACGAGUCAUGGCAGUGAUUAUGGAUGAGAUUGGAGAUAGGAACUUCUCUGUGCUUAUUGAUGAGUCUCGAGAUGUAUCAAUAAAGGAGCAAAUGGCUGUGAUCUUGAGGUUUGUGAAUGAUCAAGGAAAGGUUAUGGAGAGGUUUCUUGGACUUCAACAUGUCAACAGAUGUAUAGCUGCUGCAUUGAAAGAAACUUUGAUUGCUUCUCAUGAAGAUUAA
Messenger RNA from Phragmites australis (common reed), 1017 nucleotides. RefSeq lists its product as uncharacterized. Bases 1 to 1017 code for a protein of 338 amino acids. The transcript is spliced from 3 exons. Lineage: Eukaryota; Viridiplantae; Streptophyta; Magnoliopsida; Poales; Poaceae. The record is from RefSeq and is a predicted model, not a curated record.